Messenger RNA from Tilletiaria anomala UBC 951, 2667 nucleotides. RefSeq lists its product as uncharacterized. Gene Ontology annotation, biological process: DNA-templated transcription initiation; transcription preinitiation complex assembly; transcription by RNA polymerase III. The record is from RefSeq and is a predicted model, not a curated record. Lineage: Eukaryota; Fungi; Basidiomycota; Exobasidiomycetes; Georgefischeriales; Tilletiariaceae. Gene Ontology annotation, cellular component: transcription factor TFIIIB complex; nucleus; transcription preinitiation complex. Bases 265 to 2511 code for a protein of 748 amino acids. Gene Ontology annotation, molecular function: RNA polymerase III type 3 promoter sequence-specific DNA binding; RNA polymerase III general transcription initiation factor activity; TBP-class protein binding. The transcript is spliced from 3 exons.
CUCGACCAGGCCGGGAUCACUGAUGUCUGAAGCGACUGGCAUGGAUGAACAACCAGCGGAAGUGUCGAGCGGUCAACGGCCAGAUGCCAUGACCCAAUGCUGAGGACGCCGAAGACGUACGCCUUGCAGUUUACAGCCACGCUCAUGCUCCACGGCUGCCAUGCAGCGCGCUUGACCUGUGUGAUUUGACAUACGGAGUGUUUUGCUGGGCCCUUUCAGGACAUCGACCAGAACCCCGGGCUUCCUGGCAGCACGUAAUCCAAAAUGCGUACCUGUCCGCAAUGCGACUCGGACUCGAUCGAGACGCAAGAUGGCACGCAGGUCUGCACGCAGUGCGGCCAUGUGCUGGGCGAGUCGGAGAUUGUCAACGACGUCACCUUUGGAGAGACCUCCGCCGGUGCGGCGACGGUGCACGGCACACAAGUCUCCGGCUCCACGGGGAAGCAUGCUAUGGUCGGACCCGGUGGACGGAGGUACGGUGAUGGAACUGACUCGAGAGAGGCGACGAUCUACAAUGCCAAGCAAGCGAUCCGCAACCUUUGCCGUCAGCUGAAUCAAGAGUCGGAAGAUCUGCACCAAACUGCGACGCGUUUAUUCACCCUGGCCCUCAACAUUGGGCAAGGUAAGCAGUGGUUCCCAAAUCCAGAGACGCUCGAGCGCGACGCAGCCGGAAAUUUGGUGCAAGGCCGACGCAGUCAGUACUCAUACGGAGCAUGCGUUUACCUUGCAUUUCGAAGGAAAAAGAUCCCUAUCAUGCUCAUCGAGAUCGCUGAUCUGAUCAAGGUCAAUGUUUUCGUCCUCGGUCGAGCGUAUCUGCGCCUCGCACAGCUUCUCCGCUUCGAUCCUGAACAACGCAGCAUCGACAUCAUGGAGCCUUCGAUUUAUAUCCGACGCUUUGCGCGCCUCCUAGACUUUGGCGACGAGUACGAGCGAGUGGUGGAAGAUGCGUCGCGUCUCUGCAUCCGUUUCAAGAACGAUUGGCUCGUACAAGGCCGUCGGCCGUCGGGUAUCACAGGCGCCUGUCUGCUGCUCGCAGCGCGAAUGAACAACUUCCGCCGCAGCGUCGCUGAGGUUGUGCAAGUGGUCAAGGUGGCUGACGUGACACUCAAGAAGCGUCUCGAUGAGUUUCGUGCGACGCCUGCGGCCAAGAUGAGCAUCCACGAUUUCCGCCAGCUGUACAACAAUGUCAGCGAUGGUGCGAUGCCGCCGAGCGCAACCUCAAAUCAGGCGCAGAAGGCAAGGAAGGGGAAAGAGAAGAAGGAGGAAAUUGCACGCAAGAUCAGCGCGAAUGCCAAGCGCGAAGACGUGCGUGGCAAGAAUAAGGCGGAUAGCUCCGGGGUCGAGAUGAGGAGCUCGAAAAAGUGGUCAUCAAGGACAGUGGGAGACGGGCAAAGGGGCGAGGAUGAUGACGGGUCAGAGAGCGAUGACCAAGCAGACGAUCUGGUGGACAGUGAUGAGGGCGAGGCUUCUGGAGCCAAAGAGGGGGCCCUCUCGGCCGAAGCCAACACUGACGUCGAGGAGCAGGUAGACCAAGUCAUCGCGGACGAAGUACAAGGCCUCCUGCAGUCUGAUCGCCUGCGCGACGAUUUCGACCGCGUCGUCCAUGAAUUAGAGCAAAGCGAACGCCGGGCUAAGCUCACCGCAGCCGAGCGACAGGCUCAAAUAGGCACUUCACAAGCCGCUGCGAGAGGUGCUGCCAGUGGAAAUGAGGGAAGUGGUGUGGUGGAGGAGGUAGAUGCGCUUACAACUAGGCCGAAGAAGCGUGCUCGAAGUGGUGAAGAACAAGCUUCCGAUUCCGUCGCGAUGAAAAAGAGCAAGCUACCAGCGGAGGAUCCAAAGGACCCGCUGGCGAAUCUAGACGAAGAAGAGCUCGACGAGUAUCUGCUCUCCAAAGAUGAGGAGUUGGUCAAAGAGCGCAUCUGGACCGAAUUCAACAAGGAAUGGCUUGAGGAAUCGCUGCAAAAAGCAAUCAAGGAGGAAGAAGAUCUAAAGCGCGGUAUCCAGCCGAAACGCAGCAAGCCACGCAAGAAACCAGUGUUGCGGGAUAGCAGCAACGCUGCAGGAAGCUCAGCCCUCGAGUCGACUGUGAACAUGAUGAAGCAGAAAAAAUUCAGCCGAAAAAUCAACUACAGCGCGCUCGGCAAUCUGCUACCGAAUCAAUCGGGGAUCGUCUCGGCGGGCGGAUCGCGGCCGCACAGCGAGCUGGAUGACUUGGGCGGCAUCGGUGCGGCUUACAACAUGAUCGGCCGUGCCGCUUCACAGGCCCGCAGCGAGGCGAGCACCGGCCUGGGCGGCGAGUCGGAUUUCGGCAGCGAGGAUGACAAGGACAUUGACAGGGAUCGCUCUCGUGGCAGCCGCGCAAAUGGGAAAGGGCGCGUGCCUGAGCGCGCCGGGAGGGAUAGCAGGAGCAGGGACGGCGGAUCCGACGCAGGUGGUUUCGUAUCUGACGGAGGGGCGUACUCGGACGCUUAUGCAGAGGAGGCGUACGGGUACGACGACGCCUAUGAGUAAGCUCAUUGUAGCCCCCUUUGACGACCGACAGGGGGUUUCAGCAUUGUCAGACAGGAAGACAUUCGUGACAUUAAAUAGUAAGCAUCACAUUCAGAUUACCCUUUGCUCAUGUAUCAUUAUCCAGCCCAACCGUAAUGCAGAUCAUCACGCGACGCC